Molecule: messenger RNA, 885 nt
Organism: Lycium ferocissimum
Lineage: Eukaryota; Viridiplantae; Streptophyta; Magnoliopsida; Solanales; Solanaceae
Product: calmodulin-like protein 30
Exons: 1
Coding region: 149-706 (185 amino acids)
Molecular function (GO): calcium ion binding
Source: RefSeq, a predicted model, not a curated record
UUCCUUAUCUUCUUUACUUUAAGCAUCAGAAUAUGUCUCCUUUGUUCAUAGCCAUUCUACUAUUUAAGGUCCUCUGCUACAAUGUUAGUCCGCAACUUCAUUCCACUUUUAAGUAAAUCUUUACCCAAACAGCAGCAAGUGGAGAAAAAUGUCAAAGGCGAGCUUUCUUGAUUUCCAAUACAACCUCUCAAAGAGAAGUUUCCUGCGUAAGCCAACUAGGAUGUUUACUAGAGAGAGGCAGAACUCACGUUCGUUGUCUGUUUACCAACCUAGUAUUGAUGAGCUAAAGAAAGUUUUUGAUAGAUUUGAUUCAAACAAAGACGGCAAGAUUUCACCAGACGAGUACAAGGCUAUACUCAAAGCCAUGGGGAAGAAGAGCCUCCUUACAAGGGAAGUUCAAAAGAUUUUCGACGUUGCAGAUGCUGAUGGUGAUGGAUUUAUUGAUUUCAAUGAGUUUGUGGAAGUGCAGAAGAAGGAAGGCGGAGUUAAUACUAGGGAUUUGCAGAGUGCUUUCCACACUUUUGACAGGGAUCGCGAUGGAAAGAUCAGUGUGCAGGAAGUGUACGAGUUGCAGAAGGGGCUCGGACAACGAUGCAGCCUUCAAGAUUGCAGGAAGAUGGUGAAGGCAGUGGAUGCAAAUGGAGAUGGUGUGAUUGAUUUGGAUGAAUUCGUGACUAUGAUGAAUCGCACUAUGACACUUUGUUAGAAGCUUUAAUCCCUAAUUGAAAGGCCCCAACUGGGAAUUCCAAGCUCAUUAGUAAUCACUAGUUCGCUAUUUAUAUUUUACUUGUGUAAAUGUAAGGUUUCUGCAUGCCUUACUGCAUGCUGGUGGCAUUAGUUCUGACUAGUUAGAUAUUUUAUAAGAAGUCUAUAGUUUCAAUAUGA